Messenger RNA from Paramecium tetraurelia, 276 nucleotides. RefSeq lists its product as uncharacterized. Gene Ontology annotation, biological process: proteolysis. The transcript is spliced from 2 exons. Gene Ontology annotation, molecular function: ATP-dependent peptidase activity; ATP binding; metalloendopeptidase activity. The record is from RefSeq and is a predicted model, not a curated record. Lineage: Eukaryota; Ciliophora; Oligohymenophorea; Peniculida; Parameciidae.
AUGAAAAUUAGAAAAGCUUAAUUGAAAGAGCCAGACCCUAAAGAAACUAGGAGUUUGUUAAUAAGUAUCUUGUUUGAGUAGCAUUUUAGAUUGGCUUCAACUUUGUUGGAGAAGGAGACUCUCGACUUGCAAAAAAUAAUUGAAGUUUUGGGAGAAAGACCAUUUCCACCGAAAUCAAAUUAUAAGGCUUACUUGGAAAUCAAAAAGGAGGAUCAGCAAACAACUUCUUAAUGAAUCAUAUAUCUUAUGUAUUUUUGAAUAGAAUUUAUCGGAUUC